AUGAUGAGUAUGCGCCAGAUAGGGCAAGUAUAUCUUGCCCGCUCUCGAGGUGAAGAUGGUGCUGUGUCCUUCUCCACUGCAAAUCGGCAGUUACACCUCCUACUUGAUGAUCAAGACUCCGCGCUGAACUCGACGUUGGAAGGAUGUGAGGCCGGGAUAGACGAGGCUAUGCAUGACAUCCUUCUCCGCGAUGAUUUUCUCGCAGAACCAAGGCUAGAGAUGGCUUUCUUGAUGGCCAAUCUGAGCAUCCUCGUAACAGUUGUGUGCGCCAAUCGCGACGUGAACCCAGCGUCGAAAGCGACUCUUCAGAGGAUCAGGCGACGGGCACCGACGGUCGUGCAGCACCUAUGGAAUCAACGCGACCGACUUAACCUAUGUCUCUCAGCUGAUAUUACCUCAUACGUCUUGUCCAAGUUUCAACUGUACCUAUGGGUCUACGCCCCGUCCCAAGAGGAUGAAGGGACGACUAAUCUACUUCUUCAACUUCACUGUCAUCACGCCCUCCAGUGUUUCAAGGCAGAGACCGAGGACGAUUUGGUUUUACACGGCGCUUAUCUACGAGAUGCCAUCUUCGAUGCCACCGGGCCGGACGACUACCUAAUCCGGCUCAACAAAGAACUGCAAAGACCCAGAAUCUCGCGGGAUCGCCUUGGUACAUGCAUGGCAUCAGUGCAUUACCUGAAGUUCCUUCCCGACCUCCUGCCCUACCUCCAGAAGCAUAACCUUACGGAUAGUGUGGUGAGGAUCAUGGAGGAAUAUUGGCUGGUAGGGGACCCUCUUCACCGCCUCAUCACCUACGGCCAUGUUGCUGGGUUCAUAAGAGGGAUUGGGAUCGGCUUCUUCAUAUCCCUGGCAAACGGUAUCCCACCCAGGCUCAACGUCCGAGGCCAGCAUGUCUUCGUCUUCCUGCGUCGUGGUGUACUACUAGCAAUCGAAGAAUGUGCUCAUUCUGCAGAAGUACCUAUACUUGAUUUGUGCGAUAACAUUCGCGAUUUCUGCACCCUUUGUCGUCCGGCGUGGAAGAAAGCCGUGACACAACAAUACCUGACUGAACUUCAUGCUAGCGCGCUUGAACACUGGUGGCCAUGUUUGGCCAAGCUUCAAGCAGGUUGCUAUCGCCAUAAAGAUAGCCAGGCGCACCUCGCUCUUCUCGCGUGCUGGGAAGAGGCUGGAGAUGCCCUUGGAUUGAGCGAGAAGGAAGAGCGUAAACGCUUUAGACGCGAAGGCCGCGUCUUCUGCUUCUGGCCAGAGUGCGAGUUCAAUACGGUUCGCCCUACCUCGAAGCUAUCUGCAUGUCGUGGUUGCGGAGAGGUUCAGUAUUGUGGGAAAGACUGCCAGAAAAAGGACUGGAGUUGUCACGACACGGCUAAGGUUCGGGAAAAGCGAUGCGCAUCUCAGUCGGAAGGCCGCUGUGAACGCUGUCAUCCCCUCGCGCUCCCUUACGAGGACCUUGCAAACGGCGGCGUAUUCAUGAAAGACGUCAGGACAGUGCCUCCAGGCCGUGGCAUUGGAGGACGGCCGGUCUACGUUUGUCAAGACGGGUCCUUCCAGCAUCUGCUCGAGACCCUCACGCAGACGAUCAGCGAUCUCCCUCAUCUUCUUCCUCGUACCGCAUGGGAUGACGGUGCAGGCUUCAACGGUAUCCUGCGUGACAUGCUCGCGGGCGACGACGCUCUUGCUCAGGAAGAAGCCACUCCUUCGCAGGACGGGAAGGGCGCCGGCGAAGUCGCGUAG
Molecule: messenger RNA, 1734 nt
Organism: Peniophora sp. CBMAI 1063
Lineage: Eukaryota; Fungi; Basidiomycota; Agaricomycetes; Russulales; Peniophoraceae
Source: the annotation of a GenBank genome assembly